Molecule: messenger RNA, 1817 nt
Organism: Mangifera indica (mango)
Lineage: Eukaryota; Viridiplantae; Streptophyta; Magnoliopsida; Sapindales; Anacardiaceae
Product: protein ASPARTIC PROTEASE IN GUARD CELL 2-like
Exons: 1
Coding region: 169-1647 (492 amino acids)
Biological process (GO): proteolysis
Molecular function (GO): aspartic-type endopeptidase activity
Source: RefSeq, a predicted model, not a curated record
UAAAGCAGAACUACAAAACCCGGAAAAUAACCCAUGGUUCAAUUAUUACAAAUCCGACAGCUUUUUACCUCCGAAAACUCCAUAAAUCUCCCAUCUCAGCCUCCACCCCUCUCUUUAACCUAAAACCCAACUGCUCCCGAAACCCAUUGCCGCACCUCAAACACAACCAUGUUUUUUUCGCUUUCACUUUUCAAACUACUACUCAUCAUUCUCCCACUUCUUUCUCUCAUCGCCUCCUCCGCCUCCACCCCCACAGCCACCACUUCUUACCCGGACUUUCAAUACUUGAAAGUCAAUGAAUCCAUUGCCGCCACGAAAACUAAACCCGCAAAGCUUUCCCUUUCUCAGUUUCAUGAUGAUGAUGAAGUGCGGUUUGGAAAGCGUAAUGAUUCUUCAAGAAAAUGGAAGCUUGAAGUUCUGCAUAGAGAUAAACUAAUAUCUGCUGCCACCAUAAACUCACACCAUCAUCGUCAACGUUUUGAUGCACGAAUGCAAAGGGACAUUAAAAGAGUGGCUUACCUUACACGGCGUCUCUCCGGCGGUAACACUAAGGCCGCCGUGAAAUAUGGCGUGGAAGAUUUUGCUACUGACGUGGUGUCUGGCAUGGAUCAAGGCAGUGGAGAAUAUUUCGUUAGAAUUGGCGUUGGUAGCCCACCAAGAAGUCAAUUCAUGGUGAUUGACUCCGGCAGUGAUAUCGUUUGGGUUCAAUGCCAACCUUGUAAUCAAUGUUACAAACAAUCCGACCCGGUUUUUGACCCUGCUGAUUCGGCAUCUUUUACUGUCGUAUCUUGUAGCUCCUCCGUCUGCGACCGUCUCGAGAACGCCGGUUGCCACGCGGGUCGUUGUCGUUACGAGGUGUCGUACGGUGAUGGGUCCUACACUAAGGGUUUGCUAGCUCUUGAAACGCUCACCGUUGGUCAGACCACAAUCCGAAACUUGGCAAUUGGGUGCGGGCAUAGAAACCAGGGCAUGUUUGUUGGAGCUGCCGGAUUGUUGGGCCUUGGAGGUGGAUCUUUGUCGUUUGUGGGUCAAUUGGGUGGCCAAACCGGAGGUGCAUUUAGUUACUGUUUAGUGAGUCGCGGCACCGGUGCAUCCGGGGCAUUGGAAUUCGGUCGUGCAGCAUUACCCGUGGGUGCUGCAUGGGUUACUUUGAUCCGUAAUCCACGGGCUACCAGUUUCUACUACGUUGGACUUUCGGGUCUUGGAGUUGGAGGUAUGCAGGUACCCAUAUCCGAAGACAUUUUCCGACUGAAUCAAUUAGGCAAUGGUGGGGUGGUUAUGGACACUGGAACCGCCGUGACCAGGCUGCCGACAGUGGCCUAUGAGGCACUCCGUGAUUCAUUUAUAGCACAAACCGGAAACCUACCUCGGGCAUCCGGAGUUUCCAUAUUUGAUACAUGUUACGACCUAUUUGGGUUUUUAUCAGUUCGCGUACCAACCGUAUCAUUUUACUUCUCGGGUGGGCCAAUCCUUACCCUUCCAGCAAACAACUUUCUUAUUCCGGUGGACGAUGCGGGAACAUUUUGCUUUGCAUUUGCUCCAUCCGCUUCAGGACUUUCAAUCAUAGGGAACAUCCAACAAGAGGGGAUUCAGAUUUCUUUUGAUGAAGCAAAUGGGUUCGUGGGAUUUGGUCCCAACGUUUGUUAAGUAAAUAUAAAGUCUUUAGUAAAUUUUGCUAGUAUUUAAGUAAAAAUAUAGUUAUAUUUAUGCUAUAAAUAUCUAUAAUUUAGAUGUCAAGUGGGCUGUCCUAGUUAAUUAAUGUAUUAAAGUUGUGCUUUUUUUAACCUAAUGAGAAGUUUGGGUGUAAAAAUAGUAAA